Messenger RNA from Acipenser ruthenus (sterlet), 7135 nucleotides. RefSeq names its product ral guanine nucleotide dissociation stimulator-like. Gene Ontology annotation, molecular function: guanyl-nucleotide exchange factor activity. NCBI's taxonomy places the organism in Eukaryota, Metazoa, Chordata, Actinopteri, Acipenseriformes, Acipenseridae. Gene Ontology annotation, cellular component: plasma membrane. The record is from RefSeq and is a predicted model, not a curated record. Gene Ontology annotation, biological process: positive regulation of GTPase activity; Ras protein signal transduction. The coding region runs from base 2203 to 4584 and encodes 793 amino acids. The transcript is spliced from 18 exons.
AUGAACGCUUUGAUCAGGCAGGAGCAGUGCUAAUGAAGUCUCCUUGGGUACAGUAACGGGAGCCGCGUUGGAACCUGGAUGAGAGCCGAGUCCAGUCUCCUCACUUCCCGUUCAGAGUGGAAUAUCAAACGCGUACAGUCAUACCGGGGUCAGUCUUUUAAUAGUGCAAGGCAGAGCAGAGCCGCAACCCCCGUUCCGUGCGAGCCGUCAGGUUAGCUGCUGGGGUGCGAUGUGAGCAAGUGUGUGCUGUUCGGUUUAGUGUGGGCGUCCUUUCUGAGGAUCUCGUUUUUGUACAGUAGUCACGCUGUGCGUGUGCAUUCUGUGGAGUGUAAAUCGUACUCAGCGUUCUGCCCUGGGGUCGUUCCCUCCCAAUCUCCCGAGGAACCGUCUCGCAGAGACACGGGGAUUCCCUGGAGCGCAUCAUCGCGCAAGCGAGCCGGCGAAGCUAGCUUCCAUUAGCUGCGCGAAGAGGCUGUAAACCCGGUCUCCCAACCCCGUGCAAACUGCUGCUGUUUCAACCUAUUCAAAGGGCGUAAGGGAUUUUAAUCGCUCGAAUCAAAGACGUCCAGCUGUUCUUGAGCGUUCUGUUUUGGCGUCCAAAGCGGACAGAGAUCUGUUAUUAUUUGGGUGCAUUGUUCCUUUUUAAAACUAACAUCUGAGACGGUCAUCCAAAAAAAAAAUAGUGACCUGGAGACACACAUUUUACAGCUUGCAAGAAGACGGGAGUUUUUUUUGUUUUUUUUCAUCGUCUCUGCUGUCAUUUCAAAAGCGUUUUAUACUUCUGUUCUUUUAAGAGACACAUCGAUAAAGAGACCGUCCAUUUUGUAACUGAAACAAAAAAGCAUUUUGAUAAAGAAGAAGCCAUUUGGUGUUUUUUUUUUUACAUGCUAUCUUGUAAAAAGAUUAUAGAUAAUAUAUAUAUAUAUUUUAAUAAUAAUCAUUCUCGUCACAGGUAGGCUGUGACUUGGCGAUGGGGCCGCGCUAAGGUGAAGAACGCACUUCGCUUCGUUGUGUUUUUGUUUUUUUUCCAGAUUGAAAAAGGAAAUCAGAUUAAGUGGAAAUCAAUGGAAACGUUGACUCAGAAAUCUGGAUUUCAGUGCAAGCGGCUUCCAGCGGUUUAACCGGAGAAUGAACACAAACUGCAGCGCUUUACAGCGGAGACCACCGGGCGCUGAUUUAAGUAAAAAAAAACAUUUCUAUCAACCAUUUUUUGUAAUUAAUUAUUUUUUUUAUUUAGCAGAGCUUUUAAUCUUUGCAGUGAUAAUAAAUUCAUGACCAGGACGUGAUCUGAGCGUCACGUUGAUCGUGCACUCACAUGCGUGCAGAUGAUAGACAGAUGUUUUAUAUGCGAUCAACAUAUCAAACACACACACAGGAAACACUAUCCCAAAGUGCUUGUAAGAAAACAGUGUAGUGUACUAGUAGUCGACGUAGUAGCUGUGGUGUAGACAGUACAGCACGGUGAAUCAGUAUAUGCUGUCAGAAGCCGACUCUCAUAAUGAAAAACAGAUUCUAAAAAACACGACAGCGAAACACAACGCUGAGCGCUAAUGGAUCUGUAAUGGGAGGCAUUUAUUAUACUGUAAUUCUACAAGACCGUGGCUGUCUAGGAUCAAUAUAGAAACCUGUUAGCGUAUGCAAUGUAACCCUUGUCUUUAUGUUUUAUAAUUCGUAUGGUUUAUUAUUAUUAUUAUUAUUAUUAUUAUUAUUAUUAUAAAGAGAGAAACGUAAUCAGAUAUUACGUAAUGUUAUUGCUGUGGCAAAUUAAAGAACAUUUAAUAUAUAUGUUUGUUUAAUUUUUAAUGACGGCAAAUGUCAAUUUUAAAUGUCACAGCUGUCCUCAUGUCAUUUUGAAGUAUGUCCAGCCACGUUUGACAGCAGCAGAAGACACGAAUGUUGUUUCACCGGCGUGAUGAAGGUCAGCGACUGACUCUGCCGCUUUUAAAAUGGAAUGUCGUUUUCACAUCUUCUCCUCCUGUGUUUAUGUGAAUUGAUUUUCCAGCGCCGCGUCCACCUCGCUCUGUCUUGACAGUUUGACUGGAAUUCCACGCGUCUGCUGCGCGGCCGAUCUGUGCCGUGUUUUAUUGUAAAUCUAUACUCACACAAAAUGUGGAGGAGAUCGUAAAAAAUAGACUAGACAAGCACUCGUCAAAAACUACACGACAUAAAGACAAGGAAGGAAGAGGCUAUGCAUCUGAGAGGAUGAUGAUGAUGCUGGAUACACAGAGCUCGACCCAGGAGAUCGGCGAGGAGGUGGAGGAGGGAGCAGUCUACACCAUCACACUCAGGAAGGUGCAGGUGCACCAGGCAGCCAGCAAGGGGCAGCGGUGGCUGGGGGUGGAGACGGAGGCAGCUCUGAGCCUCUACGAGACCUGUAAGGUGCGCACCAUCAAGGCCGGCACUCUGGAGAAGCUGGUGGAGUAUCUGGUGUCAGCCUUCAGGGGAAACGACUCGACCUACGUGACCAUAUUCCUGUGCACCUACCGCUCCUUCGCAAGCACAAAGCAAGUGCUGGAUCUCCUGCUGAACAGGUAUGCGAAGCUGCACCACCACUCCAGCGCAGAGGGCUCCAGACUGACCGGGGAUGACCGGACAGAGCUCAAGAACACUAUCUCGUCGAUCCUGGGCGCCUGGCUGGAUCAGUACUCGGAUGAUUUCUGGAAGCCCCCGGAGUACGGGUGUCUGCUGCAGCUCAUCUCCUACCUGCACCUCAACUUCCCCGGCUCGGACCUGGAGAGGAGAGCCUGCAACCUGCUGGCCCAGUUCCACCAGAGACAGCACCGCACGCCGGAGAAUGAGGUGCUUGACCACAGAGCCUGCACCUUCACCAUGCUGGAGGAGAACGGAUACGAGGAGGAGCGGCCCGACUUCCUGUCCUUCUCGCAGGACGUGGUGGCAGAGCAGUUCACGCUCUUGGACGCGGAGCUCUUCAAGAAGGUGGUGCCCUAUCAGUGCCUGGGCAGCACCUGGUCUCAGAGAGACAAAAAGGGGAAGGAGCACCUGGCCCCCACCAUCCGCGCCACGGUCACCCAGUUCAACAACGUCACCAACUGUGUGAUCAGCACCUGCCUCAGCGACAAGACCCUCAAACCCACACAGAGAGCCAAGAUCCUGGAGCGGUGGAUCGAGGUGGCCAGGGAAUGUCGGAUCCUGAAGAACUUCUCGUCCCUCAGAGCGAUCCUCUCGGCUCUGCAGUGCAACUCCAUCCACAGGCUCAAGAAGACCUGGGACGAGGUGUCCAGGGAAAACUUCCGGAUAUUUCACGAGCUGUCGGAAAUCUUCUCCGACGAGAACAACCACUCCCUGAGCCGGGAGCUGCUCAUCAAGGAGGGCACCUCAAAGUUCGCCACGCUGGAGAUCAACCCCAAGCGGGCACAGAAACGGCAGCAGCAGCAGAGAGAGCUGGGUGUGAUGCAAGGCACUAUCCCCUACCUGGGCACAUUCCUCACUGACCUGGUCAUGAUGGACACUGCCAUGAAAGACCAUCUCGAGGGAGGAUUAAUAAACUUUGAAAAAAGAAAAAAGGAGUUUGAGGUGAUCGCCCAGAUCAAGCUGCUGCAGUCAGCCUGCAACAACUACAACUUUGUCCAGGACUCCCUGUUUGUGGAGUGGCUGUCCGGGCUGGAGAGGCUCAGCGAGGCAGAGAGUUACAGCCAGUCGUGCGAGAUUGAACCCCUGUCUGAGUCCGCCAGCAACACCCUGAAAGCCAAGAAAAACACGGGGAUCAUCAAGCGAUGGAGCGAUCGGCAGCCUGCCAGUGCGGAGCCGGGCUGCAGCAGCGCGGGGAGCUCCCACUCCAAGUCCUUCGAGCAGCUGCGCUACGGACCCUACCUGGGGGGCGGAGGGGGGGGAGACGGGGGGGACUCCCUCAGCGUGACCUCGGCCGGCUCUUCCAGCUCCGACGUGGAGGAGAUCAACAUCAGCUUCGUCUCCGAGUCCCCCGACACGACCGAGAAGAAGAAUGCCACGUCUACUGUAAAACAUUCCAACUCUGCCUUAGGCAAGGGGAGCCACCUUCCAGAGCAGAUUCUCACGUUCUGGGAGUCCACGUCCAUCUCCUCUCUGGAGACGUCUGGGAUCUGCUCAGGCUCGGGCUCGGGUUCCAGCAGCGCCUCGUCCUCCUCGUUCUCCUCCACUCCCGUCACAGCCUCACGCUCGCACAAGCGCUCAGUCUCCGGCUUCUCCAGCUACUCCUCCCUGUCCCUGCCCCUCUACAACCAGCAGGUGGACGACUGCUGCAUCAUCCGGGUCAGCCUGGACGUGGACAACGGCAACAUGUACAAGAGCAUCCUGGUGACGAGUCAGGAUAAGACCCCCGUGGUGGUCCGCAAGGCCAUGGUGAAACACAACCUGGAGCGCGAGCGGCCGGAGGACUACGAGCUGGUGCAGGUCAUCUCCGAGGAGAAAGAACUGAAGAUCCCCGACAACGCAAACGUCUUCUACGCCAUGAACUCGUCGGCCAACUACAACUUCAUCCUGAAGAGGCGGGGCUUCCCCAAAGUGGGCCGGACCAAGCACGUGGCCAGCUCCACCCUCCCGCGCAUGAAGCAGAAGGGCCUGAAGAUCGCCAAGGGCAUCUUCUAAACCCGGGACCCUUCAGGGAGGCUGUGCCCACCCAGCCCCAGAGAACACAACCCUAUCAGUGACAUUAAAAAAACACACCUUUUAUAAACCUGUGCAAACGAGGUGAACUGGACAGCGCUUACCCUUCAGAGGGUACAUGUUUACAGAUCUGCGUGGAGGCCCCCAGGAGCCGUGGACACCCCAGCUUUUGGGGUGGCGAGCCCUCGCGGGCCUGCGAUGGCGCAAGAUAACAAGAGAGAGCUUUUUUAACAGGAAUGAACUGAUGAGGUGCCUGUGCCGUGGAGAAAGAGCGGCUUAUUAUCCUUGCUUCGUUGUCGAAGGACACUGUGUCGGCACUAGCCCUGAGGAGAGGAGGUGGAACACCCUGAGGUCGGGGGUUCGAAUAGCCCUCCUCUUGCCAGCUACUUUUGAGUUUAAACUCUUUCCCUACAAGAAAAGGGCAACUCACCUUUUAAAAUGACACCAGAGCUUCAAGACGGAAAUCCGACACUUCUGUAGAAGCUGGGAGUUGAUUCAACACUAAAUCUCACCGGGGUAAAGAACACACAUCACUGCAUUGUUAGCAGCUGUCACUCUGCACCCUGUGGUGUUGAAAUGAUCUCAACCACUACAGCAUUAGAAAGAAUUCCCCUAAGCCUACAGAUUACGGAUUUGUUACAGGGAAACAGGAUGACAGAAUCCUAGGGACAUGUCUGUGGCUUUAAAGGAAAGAGGCCCUUUGAAAUGGAUACAGGAGUUCUGUAUUAAAUGCAAGCUGACUUUAAGGACUCUCCUGUUUUCUGUAAUGUAAAACACAAGGCCUUUGUGUUGAAAACCCCUCCACCCUUUCUGCCUUGCUAUUCUUCAAGUGGUGCUAAUAGUUGUUGUUAAUCGCUUGGGUCUUCUGUUCGUUUCCAGUGACUGCAGUGCACAGCGAUAGAGGGAGAGGAAACAGUACAGCGUGCGUUCAAUGAGGACAGUUCGAAUGGCUACAGCCUCGCCUGGGCACGUUCCCUGCUUUGCCAAUAGAGGGAGCCCCAGGCUGGUGGUUUCCACGUCAACCCCCGUAACCGUAAGGUGACGCCGGAACUCCGGAACUGUCUGAGGAACCAAUCGCUGGAAGUCUUCUCUCUGACUGUGUGUGGCUGAGCAGGAGGAAAUGCGCCCGUGCUAAGACCCAAAGGAGAACGCUUUUUUCUGUGUGUGCUUUUCUGUCUGUGGUGACCUGAAAUGUUCAGACUUGUGUGUUUUUUUAAUUUUAUUUCAUGAAGUGAGAGGCGGUGUGUGUGUGUGUGUGUGUGUUAAUCUGAGACGUUUAUAUGAAGGCCUGGUCAGUUCCUGUGCUUAUCUCGCUCUCUGAGAAGUGCAGAAUGCAUCUGUUGAGUAACCUUUAGUUUUACUGUACAUGUGAUGGUAUAGCGCCCCCUGCAGUAAGUAUUGUUGGAAAGACUUAUAAAUAGAUAGAAAGAUGAUAAACAAAAAUAAUGUAAUAAGAGGGGAAAAAGGAGACAGUUGAAAUGGGCUAUUUACAAUGAAGGAUUGAUCAUUUGUUUAAAAAUUUGAAAAGAAAGGACGGUUUGCAGAUAAGGAACCUCAGCGUUCCUUUAAUAGAUUUCUGUUCUGCUCCUCCAGGGGCACUUUUGGGGUUUGUUCUGCAUGUGCCAAAGACCAGGGGGUGCUUCCCUCAACCCAGUGGACACCUCUCCCGACCUCAGCACUGUUUCCUGCAUGGGGCUGGCUUCUGGCUUUCGUCAACAGGGGGCGCUGCUUUGUGGUCAAUUGGGACCUUGAGCCCUGUGAUCCCACACUUUUGAGAUGCACUGAAAAAGGAACACUAACACAGAUCGAGACAGUGCAGCCCUUUGAAACUGGCUGCCUAACAAGAAACAGUGUAUGAAUAUCAAAAAUGAAAAGUGGAGGCACAGACGGGAUAAGAAACUGAGAUAAGAGUGGUCCAGUAUUUAGGGUUUGCCUUUCACCCGCGGUCAGUUUUAUAAAUGCAUACAAUUAGACAAGGGGUGUGAGGUUAAAGGGCGUCUAAAAUAUUGACCCCAAAUUCUCCAGCGCUAGCUGGCAGUGGCACUUUAUAAGUGGCACCACCUGCAUAUGGCAGGGACAGCCAUGUGACAGCAGAUGUAUCGCCAGAUUGGUGCUUGCUGUGGUACAAGGAAGCACGUUGAUCUGACAAGUACUGUGGCUGUUUGAUCCUUAAUAAUCACAAGGGUCUGUCUGUGUCAAGACUAGGGGAGGAAAGGCAUUUUUUUUUUUUUUGUAAAAAGAAAAACGAAUGAAAAAACGCUCUUUCGUAACUUGCCUUUCUUCCCCCUGCAGUAUUUAUUGAUUUGUACAUAGUGUCGUUGUGUAGCAUUGUACAUUUUUUUUUUCAUAUGAAAUUAUAAAUAUAUAUAUGAAAUUUAUAACACAACAGUUGUGAGUUCUGUUCCGGUUUAAAAUGCUUUUUGUUUUUCUUUGUCUUUCCUUGUAAAGUCUUUUGUAUAUUAGAGUGACUGCCUGUAACUUUAAGGCAAUGUUUAUUAUGUUGGGGAAAAAUAAAACCUGAACUUAAAAUCUA